Molecule: messenger RNA, 1554 nt
Organism: Conger conger (European conger)
Lineage: Eukaryota; Metazoa; Chordata; Actinopteri; Anguilliformes; Congridae
Gene: admp
Product: anti-dorsalizing morphogenic protein
Exons: 5
Coding region: 67-1239 (390 amino acids)
Biological process (GO): SMAD protein signal transduction
Cellular component (GO): extracellular region
Molecular function (GO): cytokine activity; growth factor activity
Source: RefSeq, a predicted model, not a curated record
CUUGGGAACAGCAGCUACAUCAUUUGGGAUCUUGUUCAAGUUUAGCUGAAAAGCUACUGUUCGAAUAUGUUAACCGCCGCCUUGAUCAUUGCCGCUCUGGCGAGCACUGUCAUCGCUAGGCCGUCGAAGAACCACUUGGAAAACAGCUUUACUAUUGAGGACGAAGCUAAAGAGGUGCACUCGGAAGCUUUGAAAAGGCUUUUGGAAGUUUUUGGAAUGGAAGCGCCACCUCACAUGCAUGGUCUCCAGAAGCAGCCACCACAGUACAUGCUUGACUUGUACAACACAGUCGCGGAUGUUGAUGGCGUUACCAAGGACCCUGACUUGCUGGAGGGAAACACGGUUCGCAGUUUCUUCGAUAAACUGCACAGUGAACAAAUCCAGUUCAUGUUCAACUUGUCUAACGUUGCCAGAACGGAGAAGGUCUUGACUGCAGAACUCCACCUGUUUAAAUUGAGACCCCUGGCUUCCUUGUCAUUCAACAGGCAUCACUUUUGCCAGAUUAGUGUUUACCAGCUCCUUGAAAGCAAGCAAGGGAAUGCAUCCCAGGGCAAGAAACUGCUGGCUUCAAGGCUGCUCCCUGUCCAUUCCAGUGGCUGGGAAGUUUUCUCCAUCACACAAGCCGUGCGCUCCUGGAUGGCGGACGAGGGCAGUAACCUGGGCCUGCUGGUGACGGUGCGGACGCUGGGGGGAAGCCAUAUGGACUCUAAGCUGAUUCGCUUCGCCUCUGGGCGCCACCACCACCAGAGCAAGCAGCCCAUGCUGGUGCUGUUCACUGACGACGGGCGGAGGGCUGCCUCGCUGAAGAACACGCUGAAAGAUUCAAGUGACACCCCAGCCCCUCCCAGCCUGCCCCUGGCUCCAAAGCCCUUAGGCGGCCAGCGGAGUGCCCGCUCCCUGGACUACGAGGACGACCAGCAGAUGCCUUGCCAGCGCCUCCCUCUGUACGUGGACUUCGAGGAGAUCGGCUGGUCCGGCUGGAUCGUGUCGCCGCGGGGCUACAACGCCUACCACUGCAAGGGCUCGUGCCCCUUCCCCCUGGGGCAGAACAUGCGGCCCACCAACCACGCCACCGUGCAGUCCAUCAUCAACGCCCUGAAGCUCACCAAGGGCAUCGAGACGCCCUGCUGCGUGCCCGACAAGCUCUUCUCCAUCAACCUGCUCUACUUCGACGACGACGAGAACGUGGUGCUGAAGCAGUACGACGACAUGGUGGCGGGGAGCUGCGGCUGCCAUUGACAGGCUCCCCCUGGUGGUUGACUUUGGCGUUUACGCGCAACGGGGUCGUGCAGCCCAUGCGUGCACUGGUAAAAUAGAACAGGGAAGGUGUCCAUGUCAUGAAAACUAGUUAUAUUCUUACUUUCCUUAUUGUACAGUAGUCCCAGCAUUAAGGCAUCUACAACAGGGGCAGUCUGUUGUGGACAAAUAUAGACAGUCUGUUGUGGACUAUUACAGCCAGUCUGUCGUGUGGCCGUUGGGAUUCACAGUCCAGGCACAACGUGCGGAUGGCUUCUCCAUUUGAGACCUCUGAGUGACAUGUAUGCAUGUAUAUUU